AAUGGCGUUGACGUUCUCCCUCAGUCUCUUGCUUGAACGUAGGAUGGCAGCAGAGACCUUAGCAUGUCUGGACAGCGGACACAUUGAUAGGGAGUGGCCUGUUCAACUUCCAAGACGGUGAGUGAGGGUCGUAGAUGAAACAAAACUAAUAAUCUCGUAUCGAUCGAUUGCGUGACAUUUUUCUUUUUUCCUCUAAAUGUGGCGCUUUUCCACUCUUUAACUAAAUAUGCCCGCUAUUAAAAGCUUAACGGUGCUUUACGACGCGCUAAACGAGGAAGGGACGUUCUCCGAGGGGGAUACCAUAAGGGGGAAAGUAACGCUGGCCGUGGAAAAGCCGACAGCCGUGCAAAGCUUCUUCGUCAAAGUGAAGGGGGACGCCCAAGUACGCUGGACGACGAGGAGUGGAAACCACAACCACACGCACUCGGCAAGAUGUCGAUACUUCAAACUCAAGCACUUUUUAAUCGCGGAAAGUGCCAAUGAGACUGUUCUUCCCCCGGGUGUCCAUGUGUAUAACUUUAGCUUUACCAUACCAUCAACGAGCAUGCCUUCAAGCUUCAAGGGCACCCAUGGAAAAAUUCUCUACAUGCUUGAAGCCAAGCUGUCUCGAAGUUGGAAAGUUGACAAGACUGCUGACAAAAUCAUCAUUUUUCACUCCAAAUCCUUCCCACAUCUACAAUCUCUGAUGUUGAAACAAGUUGCGGUCAAAGACAAAGAGUUGGGGAUUUUCUCAAGUGGAAAAGUGCACAUGGAGGUCACUGUUGAUAGGACGGCUUACGCCCCAGGAGAAACAGCGGUGGUUGUUGCAAAAAUCAACAACAACUCUUCUAGUGACAUGACGCCCAAAGUGCGUUUGUCUCAGGCUAUUGUCUACACCGCCAGCGGUCGGACCAAACAUGAAAACAGCACUGUCAACAAAAUGGCCGGCCAGAAUAUUGGAGCCCACUCGGAGAAGGAGGUCAGGUGGGCUGUGAAGAUUCCCACUCAUCAAGAGCCGACCAUCAAAAAUUGUGAUAUUAUCUCCGUGGAAUACUUCUUAAAGGUGUAUCUUGACAUCAGUUUUGCCUUUGACCCUGAGGUAACCUUCCGGGUGAUGAUCAUACCUCCAAGCCUCGCAUCUGCAUCACGGCCGGCCGUUUCUGGGCCUGGCUGGGCCUCACACAAUAGUGACUUCCACCCUGCAGCAGCCAGCGCACCUCAUUAUCAUCCAUCCCCACACCGAUACUCAGGGGACCAAGCGUAUUCGGUAACUCCGCCUUCUUACCCAGCUAAUCCGUCGAGCCAUGCUGGUCCACCGGCCAUGAAUCCCGCGCCCAUGGUGUGGGGUUUCAAUCCAGAAAGGUCUUCGUACGGCUCUCCGUUUUUACACUCGUCGUCAUCUAGUGUCCUUCACCCUCCGCCGAAUCCACAAGCAUUUCAGCCACCCGCUCCAGCAUUCUCCCCGCAUCCGUCUGCCCCAUCAGCACCACCAGAAUCACACCCAGCUCCAUCUGCACCAUCGUACGACCCACCUCCUUACAUGAGUGCCACCAAUUUCCUGUCGCAAUCGGAUGAACCUCCUCCAGCCUAUUCACUUAUUUUCCCGUCCUCUACAAAUGAUGAGUCAAGGGAAACCAAAUAACACAGAUCUGACUAUAUGAAUCACAAACGCUAAAAUUUUGUCAAUGUAAGAGUCCUCAUAUGUCCAUUUAUUGUUUUUUUUUUAAA
This is a messenger RNA of Hippocampus zosterae (dwarf seahorse), 1707 nucleotides long. RefSeq lists its product as uncharacterized. The transcript is spliced from 6 exons. Bases 227 to 1621 code for a protein of 464 amino acids. Gene Ontology annotation, cellular component: plasma membrane; cytoplasm. Gene Ontology annotation, biological process: protein transport. The record is from RefSeq and is a predicted model, not a curated record. NCBI's taxonomy places the organism in Eukaryota, Metazoa, Chordata, Actinopteri, Syngnathiformes, Syngnathidae.